AAAAAGACAAAUAAUACGUAUUGAAAAUGAUUAUGAAAAAAAAUUUAAAAAUGAGCUGGAUGAUGCUACAGUGAAAUUAAAUAAAAAACUACAGAAAGCAGUUGUACAGACACGUAUUAAUGUAACCAAUGAAAUGAUGAAAAAAUUAAGAGAUGAAAUCGAAUAUGUUGUUAAUGACCUUGAUGAUGAGUACCAGAGAAAACUUUGUGCACAAAAGGAUACCAUGGUGGCCGACUUUAAUCAGAUAAUGAGGCAUGUACAAGUGAAAACAGAUGAUAAAAUUAAUUCGUUUCAACAACUUAAAUGUGAAGAGUAUGAAAUUUUACGUGUUCAAAUGGAAAAUAAAAAUAUUGAUAAUGUUAAUAAAGCUGUACUUUAUCAUCAACAACAGUGUGAAAUUGAAAAAUUAAAAAUUCGCCAAGGAUUUGAGGUAAUUACUGAGGGUUUAUUGAGGUAA
Messenger RNA from Aphidius gifuensis, 457 nucleotides. RefSeq lists its product as uncharacterized. The record is from RefSeq and is a predicted model, not a curated record. NCBI's taxonomy places the organism in Eukaryota, Metazoa, Arthropoda, Insecta, Hymenoptera, Braconidae. The transcript has 3 exons. Bases 134 to 457 code for a protein of 107 amino acids.